GAAAAGUAUCGUAUUUCAUAAAUUUGUAUCGUGUUUAAAAUCUUUACGAGAAUGAUCAAUGAGAAUACGUUUAAAGCUAAAACAGCUAUUGGAGUGAGUGAAUUUAAAAGAUUUUUAAUCGAAAGCACUGUUUUUGUAGAUAAAACUUAAACUAAUACUAAUUAAAGAUAUUUUUGAAGAUUCUGGACAAACAUUGUUAAUUACCUAUCCAAGACAAUGGGGUAAAAGCCUAAAUAUAGACAUGAUAAAAAAAUUUUUUAGUAUUGAAGUCAACCAGAAGGGUGAGUUGCUAUCCAAAGAAGAAAGAGAAAAUCAUAAGCUAUUUUUAGGAGGAGAAAUAGGUUUAGGAGACGCAGAUGGUACAACCAUAUUGUUUAAUGAACUUAAAAUAGCUCAGCAUCCAAGUUUUAUACAGGGGCUUCUCGGGCAAUUUCCAGUAGUAACAGUUAAUUUCAAAAAUACAAAAGGAAAUUCAUACAAUGAAGUUUUAAGUUUAGUAAAGUCAGCAUUGCAUGAAACUUUUUUAGAGCAUGUAUAUUUAAUAGCUAGUAGCAAGCUUAGAGAAGAUGAAAUUAAACUAUUCAUCAAGUAUAUUGAUAAUUUAGAUCACCAAAACUUAACUUACACUGAAGUAUGUAAAGGAUUAUUUACGUUAAGUCGUCUAUUAUUUAAGCACUUUGGCAAACAUUGUUUUAUUCUUAUGGACGAGUAUGACUCUGCAAUAAACCAUUCAUCAAUUAACUUUUGCAGUAAAGAGUCUAUAAAAGUAAUAGAGCUUUUCAUGAUUAUAAAUGAAGCUACCUUCAAAAGCAAUCGCUAUUUAAAAAAAGGAUUAAUAACUGGAGUGUUUAGGCAAGCUAAUUUAAUUUCUUUGCUAAAUUUAACUAAAUACAGUAUAUUAGAUGAUAAAUUUUUUCAUCAUUAUGGUUUUACUGAACAUGAAAUUAAAUACUUAUUUGAUCAAUAUAAUGUUCCAGAGAGUUUAGGUCAAGAAAUGAAAGAUUGGUAUAAUGGUUAUACACUUAAAGGAGUUGAACUAUAUAAUCCAUGGUCCAUAGUUAAUUGCUUAACAAAAUUUAAAGAAUAUAGCGAGGAUCAAAAUUAUUGUCAAAUAAAAAUGAAAAUUUUACAAAGUUACUGGAACAAGAGCAAGAAUAUUGAUUUUUUAAAAGAUUUGUUUGAUUUACCAUCAAUAAAAAACAAAAUAGAUCUCUUGUUAAAAGAUGAACCUUUUUAUUUCGAUUUACAGAAUUAUUUUAGUAAUACGGACUUAAUGGUAAUAAAAGAAGUAAUAUCUUUAGGUUCUAACUAUGCAAUUAAUGAAUCAACAACUGAUAUACUGUUUUCAUUCUUGUUUCAUGUGGGAUACUUAACUUUUUCUGAGAAAAAUGGGUUUAAACUACCAAAUAAGGAAUUAAAAUUUGAGUUUCAGAAUAUGUUGCGGAUAUACUAUAAUCAGCAAUACAACAUAGAUUCAAAGUUGUUUUUAGAUAUUUCUGACCAAUUGCAAAAAAAUCUUGAAUGUUUACAUAAUAGUACAAAACUUGAUCAAGCUUCUGAAAGUUUAAAAAUAUCAUUUAUAAAUUUAUUAAAAAAGUUUCCCAAGUUUGAAAAAAUUGGCAAUGAAGAACUUAUACCUAGCGUAAUGACUUACAUCACACUUCAGCUCAAAUCUUUAUCAAAGUUUAGUGCAGAGGUAUACUUUGGUAAUGGAAGAGCGGAUAUUAUGCUUAUUGAUGAAUUAAAUAAAAAUGGUCUUGUUAUGGAGAUAAAUUAUAUUAAAGAUGCUACAGAAGCUGUUGAGCAGAUAAAAACGAAGCAGUAUGCUAAAAGAUUAAUAGACAAAUUGGAUAUUAUUAUAAUUUGUUUAAAUGUUUCUGAUGAUAAAGAGGUUGACAUCAAAUGCUAUAAAAUAAUUACAGGAUCGUAUUAGAGCAUAAUGCUUUCCAACUGUUGUCCAAUGUAUAUGUUGGAACUAUGAAUAAAUCUUGUGUUUAAAAACUAUAGAAACUUUAUUUAAGAUUU
Molecule: messenger RNA, 2025 nt
Organism: Hydra vulgaris (swiftwater hydra)
Lineage: Eukaryota; Metazoa; Cnidaria; Hydrozoa; Anthoathecata; Hydridae
Source: RefSeq, a predicted model, not a curated record